AUGACCAUCGAACUAAGCUUCUCCAUCUAUCACCAACCUGACGUUCAGUACCUCCGUCGACUGACAUCCUUACGUAUUCAUCUGUCCAAAUCCUGCACUAAUCAGUCCAUUUUCGGCCUAACUGUCAACAUGUCGCAAUCCUCCCUCCCUAGUCCCACGAACUCCGCCGCUGCGCUGUCCUUCCUCACCUCGGUGGGCGGAAUCAUCGGCUACACGCGUACGGGCUCCAUCCCCUCCAUCGCGGCGGGUCUCUCAGUCGGCGCGCUAUAUCUGUACAGUUUCCUGCGUUUGCGCGACGGACAGCCCUACGGCGAGGAGAUCGGGUUGUUGGCGUCGGCGGUGUUGGGGGGUAGUUCUGUGCCCCGCGUUAUCAAAACGAGGGGGAAGCCCGUGCCUCUGGCGCUGAGUGUUCUGGCGACGUAUGGGCUUGUGGUUUUUGGGUUGGCGUUUCGGGAGAAGAGGGCCUCGAGGAUUUGA
This is a messenger RNA of Aspergillus fumigatus Af293, 477 nucleotides long. RefSeq names its product UPF0136 domain protein. The transcript has 2 exons. Lineage: Eukaryota; Fungi; Ascomycota; Eurotiomycetes; Eurotiales; Aspergillaceae. Gene Ontology annotation, cellular component: membrane. The record is from RefSeq and is a predicted model, not a curated record. Bases 1 to 477 code for a protein of 158 amino acids.